AUGACAAAUUUGGCAAAACUUGAGAUCCAUGCUCUUGAUGUGUCUGGGAAGAAUUACAUGUCAUGGGCAGUAGGUGCAAAAAUGCAUCUAAGAGGAAAUGAGCUUCUCAAAGCUAUCGACAAGUCGGAAACGACAUCAGAUGAGAAAAAGGCGAAAGCUAUGAUCUUUUUGCUCCACCACAUCCAUGAUGAUUUAAAAGAGGAAUACAUCACGAAAGAAGAUCCUGCAGAUCUUUGGCAGUUAUUAAAAGACAGGUUUGAUCACCAGAAAUACGUGAUCUUACCGAGAGCCAAGCAUGACUGGUUGAAUCUCCGGUUCCAGGAUUAA
This is a messenger RNA of Eutrema salsugineum, 327 nucleotides long. RefSeq lists its product as uncharacterized. The record is from RefSeq and is a predicted model, not a curated record. Bases 1 to 327 code for a protein of 108 amino acids. Lineage: Eukaryota; Viridiplantae; Streptophyta; Magnoliopsida; Brassicales; Brassicaceae. The transcript has a single exon.